AUGGGGUGUAAAGAUGACAUUUUUAAAGUCCAAACCGUAAAUAAAGAAGAAGCAUGGGAGCUUUUCAGGGCGACUGUAGGUGAAUCCUUAGACAAUAAUCCUGAUUUGUCUCAUGUUGCAAAAUUGAUUGUUGAUGAAUGCAAAGGUUUACCCAUUGCUAUCAUAACUGUUGGGAAAGCUCUUCUACCAAGUAAUGGCAAGCAUGAAUGGAAUACCGCCUUGCAAGAACUGAAAAAUUCCCUCCCUGAAAACAUCCCUGGAAUGGAACCUGAGGUUUAUUCUUGCAUAAAAUUGAGUUAUGAUAAAUUGGAUAGCGACGAAGUCAAGUCAUGCAUUUUACUUUGUUGCUUAUUUCCAGAAGAUUAUGAUGUUCCGAUUGAGUAUUUGGUGAAGUAUGGGUUGGGUCGAGCAACUUUUAGAAAUACCAACACAGUCGAAGAUGUAAGAAACAAAGUGCAUUCUUUCAUUGGACAACUAAAAAGAAGGUAUUUGUUGCUGGAUAGUCUCAAGGAAGAGUGUAUUAAAAUGCAUGACAUAGUUUGUGAUGUGGCUAUAUCAAUUGCCUCAAAAGAUCCUCAAAGAUUUAUGGUAAGAUCAUUUGAUGCUGAAGAUGGAGGUGGAGGAUGGCCAGGAGACAAAAAGUUACAAACCAAGAACAUUGCAGGGCAAUUUCAUUAA
Prunus dulcis (almond) is the source of this 678-nucleotide messenger RNA. Its product is annotated as probable disease resistance protein At1g15890. NCBI's taxonomy places the organism in Eukaryota, Viridiplantae, Streptophyta, Magnoliopsida, Rosales, Rosaceae. The transcript has a single exon. The coding region runs from base 1 to 678 and encodes 225 amino acids. Gene Ontology annotation, molecular function: ADP binding. The record is from RefSeq and is a predicted model, not a curated record.